This is a messenger RNA of Phanerochaete carnosa HHB-10118-sp, 804 nucleotides long. RefSeq lists its product as uncharacterized. The annotation marks the transcript as partial. Gene Ontology annotation, molecular function: protein binding. The record is from RefSeq and is a predicted model, not a curated record. The transcript has a single exon. Lineage: Eukaryota; Fungi; Basidiomycota; Agaricomycetes; Polyporales; Phanerochaetaceae.
AUGGACAAGACAGUCAAGCUGUGGGAUGCUGUCACAGGCUCCCAUCUUACCACUCUAGAAGGACAUGAGGACACAGUCCAAUGUGUGGCAUUCUCAUCCGAUAGUAAAUAUAUUGCUUCGGGCUCCCGUGACAAGACCAUCAUUAUUUGGGAUGCCACUAUCGGCCAACAUCUCCACACUCUGACAGGUCGCACUGAUUGGGUCACGGCUGUAAACUUCUCCCUGGACGGAGAUGUCACAGUUCUCGCCUCCGGCUCGGAAGACCACUCAAUACGAAUCUGGGACCUCAACAACGACAUCGGCUCGUCCAGGACCCUAUCUCCCGCACACACAUCUGGUGUCAAAAGUGUCAGGUUCUCCCAAUCUGGAUCACUGCUGGUUUCGUGCGGCCAGGAUGGUGCAUGCAAGGUCUGGAGAUCAGGCGCUUGGACGUGUAUUGCACAAUUCACCCAUCCUGAACAUACCGCUAUACUUUCCGUCGCCAUCUCGCCCGACGAAGCCAUCUUUGCUUCGGGACAAGGACACAUACCCAACGAUAUUCUUUUACAUUCCACUGCUGACGGCCGCUGCUUUCGCACACUCCAAGGCCACACAUCAAGGGUGUGGUCUCUCGACUUCUCUCCUGAUUGCGCCACACUUGCAUCCGGCUCUGCGGACCGUACCAUCACCCUGUGGGAUGUGGCGAGUGGUUCCACCCUCCGCACUUUGAAAGGGCACUCCGACGAGGUGUACAGCCUCAGAUACUCCCCCGAUGGCCAGCGGAUAGCCAGCUGUGGCGCUGACCAUAGCAUCCGAAUCUGGGAC